Molecule: messenger RNA, 480 nt
Organism: Lodderomyces parapsilosis
Lineage: Eukaryota; Fungi; Ascomycota; Pichiomycetes; Serinales; Debaryomycetaceae
Gene: PAM18
Product: Pam18p
Exons: 1
Coding region: 1-480 (159 amino acids)
Biological process (GO): protein import into mitochondrial matrix
Cellular component (GO): PAM complex, Tim23 associated import motor
Molecular function (GO): ATPase activator activity
Source: RefSeq, a predicted model, not a curated record
AUGGCACCUUUACAAGCACCUAUACUUCCAAUACCUGGUGAGACUGAUCACCAACAACAACAUCAAGUACAACAACAACCGUACUACACAGGUCAACUUCAAAAGAAACAAGCUACAGAAGGGUCGGUAGAAUGGUACUUUGACCAAGGUGUCAACUGGAUGGGUGAUCAUCCUUGGAUAACAGGAUUCGGUGCAUUAACAGUUGCCUAUUUUGCUGCUGGAUUAGUCAAGUCAAACAAGCCAGGUAUCAAUGGUAAGGCAUUCCAUCGAGGCGGGUUCGGUACCAAAAUGACACCGAAGGAAGCAUUGUUAAUUUUGAACUUGAAAGAAACUAAUUUAAGUAAAUUGAAAUUGAAGGAACAACAUAGAAGAUUAAUGAUGGCAAAUCACCCCGAUAAAGGUGGAUCGUCGUAUUUGGCUACUAAAGUUAAUGAAGCCAAAGAGUGCUUGGAGAAGAGAGGUGGAAUGAAAGCGAAAUAA